AUGAAAAAAGUUGAUUUAUCUCAGUGUCCAAGGCUCCAACAAAUUCAAUGGCCAUCGGUUGUUGUCGAAAAAUUGAAUGUCACAUGGUGCAUAUCAUUGAAAACCAUAACACUCCUAAGUCUGUUGGAUACUGCACGACGCAUUACAAGUUGUGGUAACGGAAGUCUCUGCUACGUUCAGCGCUGCUACAAGAUAGAAGACGUUGGAAAUGUUGAUUUACAAGUGAUCAACAACAUUGGCUUCUUCAACUUGGACUCCAUGGCAAAUGUUGAUUUGACUAUUGUUAAUCGCUUUCAAUUGAGUAGAAUGAAGCGUCCAGCCCAGUAUGCAAAAUUCCCAUCGUUGUCCACUAUCCGUACCCAGAUCCCUUAUGUGUCAGACUCAGUAAUAAGAGCAAGUGUCUGGAUUGGACCUAUGGACCAGGUUGCUGCGGCUUUCCGGAAGCAGACGAAUAUAUGGUAUGGUUAUUGA
Ilex paraguariensis (yerba mate) is the source of this 471-nucleotide messenger RNA. The record is from the annotation of a GenBank genome assembly. NCBI's taxonomy places the organism in Eukaryota, Viridiplantae, Streptophyta, Magnoliopsida, Aquifoliales, Aquifoliaceae.